CUGGAGGGACACUGUGAAUGGCUGAGCUGCCUGGUCCAGUGCGCUCCGGGGCCUCACGCGCUGCUGCUGGUGAUGCCCGUGCAGAGGUACACGAGACAGGAGCAGGCUGUGGUGGAGCACAUCAAGACACAGUUUGGGGAAGAGAUGUUCCGAUUCACCAUUGUAGUUUUCACUCAUGGAGACCAGCUCCCGGAGAACACAGACAUCUUGGAGUUUGUGGAGGAGAACACUGAGCUGGCCAAGCUGGUGCAGGCCUGCGGGGGGCGCUGUCACGUGGUCGACAACAAGUACUGGACCAAAGAUCAGCAAAAGGAAGACCCACAGCGGAGCAAUGAGUUUCAGGUGGAAGCGAUCCUGAAUACUGUGGAGAAAAUGGUUGAUGAAAACCAGAAGUAUUUAAGCAAUGAUGCUUUGGAACAAGUAGAGCAUGAUAUUCAGACAGAGCAGAGCCGCAUUCACACUGACAGCGGCUUGAGCCUGGAGGAGAGCAGAGAGCAGGCCAAAAACUCUCUCCUCGAUAGAUACAUAGACCAAGCAACAAGAUGCCCGCCUUAUGCCAAAUAUGCUGCAGUUAUGACUGGAGUAGCAGGUGUGGCACUGGUAGCUAUAUUGGUGCUACCAAAAGUGAUGAAGUUUUUUGCAGAGAAGCCCCCACUGCCCCUUCCCCUCCCCCUCCCCGUGGUGCCCAUAGAGCCCCCUGCUCUGCCAGAUCUCCCCCCUGCACCUGAAGUGAUCCAAGAGGUUGUCCAAGAGGUUGUCCAAGAGGUUGUCCAAGAGGUUGUCCCACCCGUGAUAUCCGAGUUUCUGAAGUCCAUUCUGACACCACCAGAGGACUACGAUCCAUUUGAUCAAUUCAACUAG
Molecule: messenger RNA, 861 nt
Organism: Periophthalmus magnuspinnatus
Lineage: Eukaryota; Metazoa; Chordata; Actinopteri; Gobiiformes; Gobiidae
Exons: 3
Coding region: 73-861 (262 amino acids)
Molecular function (GO): GTP binding
Source: RefSeq, a predicted model, not a curated record